Messenger RNA from Marmota flaviventris (yellow-bellied marmot), 1984 nucleotides. NCBI's taxonomy places the organism in Eukaryota, Metazoa, Chordata, Mammalia, Rodentia, Sciuridae. The record is from RefSeq and is a predicted model, not a curated record.
GGUGGGGCUCUGCUCUGAUUAAUUACCUUAGGCAUUCAGGGGUGGGGCUUCCUUCAGCCAUCUGCCUGAGAUAUGGGAGGGAGCUGGAGAAAGAAGGAGGGGGAGAGACUGCCAGAGAGGAAGAGAAAAGAAAGGAAGAAACAUUAGGAAGAAAAAGGAAGGAAAACGGUGUAAAGGGGAGUCAAUUACCCACCCUUAAAUAGCCAGCUUGGGGGGGAGGGGGUGGCCAAGGAAGCUGAGGAGGUGUGCCCCAGCACGGCUGCUUUGAAAGCUUUAUCAUCUGUUCCCCUUGGUUUAUGGAGAAAAAGAAAAUGGUAACUCAGGGUAACCAGGAGCCAACAACAACUCCUGACGCAAUGGUCCAGCCUUUUACUACCAUCCCGUUCCCACCACCUCCACAGAAUGGAAUUCCCACAGAAUAUGGAGUGCCACACACUCAGGACUAUGCCGGCCAGACCAGUGAGCAUAACCUGACACUGUAUGGAAAUACGCAAGCCCACGGAGAGCAGAGUAGCAACUCACCCAGCACACAAAACGGAUCUCUCACGCAGACAGAAGGUGGAGCACAGACAGACGGCCAGCAGUCACAGACGCAGAGUAGUGAAAAUUCAGAGAGUAAAUCUACCCCUAAACGACUGCAUGUCUCAAAUAUUCCUUUCCGCUUCCGGGACCCUGACCUCCGGCAGAUGUUUGGGCAGUUUGGCAAAAUCCUAGAUGUAGAAAUAAUCUUUAACGAGCGUGGCUCUAAGGGAUUCGGGUUCGUAACUUUCGAGAAUAGUGCUGAUGCAGACAGGGCCAGGGAGAAAUUACACGGCACCGUGGUAGAGGGCCGUAAAAUCGAGGUGAAUAAUGCUACAGCACGUGUAAUGACUAAUAAGAAAAUGGUCACACCAUAUGCAAAUGGUUGGAAAUUAAGCCCAGUAGUUGGAGCUGUGUACGGCCCUGAGUUAUAUGCAGCAUCCAGCUUUCAAGCAGAUGUGUCCCUCGGCAAUGAUGCAGCAGUGCCCCUGUCAGGAAGAGGGGGUAUCAACACUUACAUUCCUUUAAUCAUUCCUGGCUUCCCUUACCCAACUGCAGCCACCACGGCAGCCGCUUUCAGAGGAGCCCAUCUGAGGGGCAGAGGGCGGACAGUAUAUGGUGCAGUCCGAGCGGUACCUCCAACAGCCAUCCCCGCCUAUCCAGGUGUGGUUUACCAGGACGGAUUUUACGGUGCUGACCUCUAUUCAGCUGAAGAAAUGUUAACAUCUCACUCUAAAUCUCUCAGUGGAGUCUCUGUUCCCUUCUCUGAUAUAACAGAUGGGUUACUGCUUGUUAUAAUUAUUAACAUUGUGGUGUGGGCCAGGGCUAGGGUGGGCAAGGUUUACUCUUCCUUUGGGCUGGGGGGCAGUCGUUAGGGUAUGGAAUGUUAACUCAGUGGUGACUGACUGUUUCCGUAAUACCAGGUCGUUGUGGCUGCACGCUCUAGUAAUUGAGGCUGUGUACUUCACCGAGCUUGUGGUAGAGCCUAGGGCAAACCGCUGUCCCAAGAGAAUGCUGGGAUAGAUAGAGUUAGCCAACACAGUCUGAACGUGGUGAUUUUGCUGGUUGUUUUAGCUCCAGAUGUUGGCAUGCUUAGUUUUAAUGUGAUUAAUAAAUGUGGCGCCAUAUCCCCUCCCCACGCCUGAACCCUCUCUCUCCUACCCCCUUCCCACCUUGUUCUUUUUGAAAAAUUUAAGAAAUAGUAAUGAAAACCUUGGUGUUUCAAACUGCACUUUGUUCUCAUGUUCCAUAAAGCCUUCAGAUCUGCUGGCAGAACGGAAAGUUGAAAAACAGCUUCUCGGCCUGAAUCUUUAUGCACUCUGAAUUCCAGACUACAAAUACAUAGGUCUGGAUUUUGCCCUACAUUUUGGGGGAAAUAUUUUGUUGAAUGACCAAUUUAAGCAGCAACAGACAUACUCUGGAGCAAGAAUAUGUAUUUAAGAGGAAUAAGUCCAUGAUACACAAU